CUCCAUGCAGAAAAAAAUGGCACUCACUGAUAUUCAUUUACACUUGCUGAAUGUUUAUGGAGACCACACAGUGGACGUGAGCAGAAAGAGGUGGUGCAUUUCAGCAGUGGUGACAGUGACAGUGGGUCACCUCCACUGCCGUAUUUUGUUACAAGCAUGGCAGGUAGGCACUUGUUCAUCAGUGGCAAAAAUGCAUAGCUAAUAGUGGUGGCUAACACAACAUCCUCUAUCAGUGUUAUUGUGUGUGUUGUUGUAGUUUCCAUGCAAAUAAAUAGGAGGCAUUGCUUUUGGAGCACCUACAUACAAAAAUUCUGGGAUUAUAUUCCCAAACUGCUUCUGCAAAUGAUUUUGCUGUUUCGUUGGAAUAAUGAUACCAGCCUGCUGUUUCUUCCUAAAUCACCUGUUUUUAGAAGUAGGAAGAAAAAUUACUUCCCAUCUGUUACUGUUUCAGAGGAAUAAUCCGUGAGAAUGCACACAAGCCACUCUCCCGACGUUUUUAUGUACAAUUCUUCAGGUCCUGAGACUCCUAUAUUGAGGAAAAAUACAAGAUAAAAGCACGUAACGCAUAACGCAUCCUUUAUGGUACACCAGCAAGAGAUAGCGAUUCUUCCGAGGAUAAAACUUCAGCUCCUGAAGAGUUACGGCAGACUUGAAGAAGCGCCCGCCUCCCGCCCCUCUAACCCGGGAAGCGGAAGGGACUGAGGAACCCCGCUGAGCUGCCGUGGCGCCGUGGCUGUGCCCGCACAGCGUCGUCCCUCCCCGCGUUACCGAGGAUAGCCUGCUGCAAGGAGGAGCACCUCUGACAGCCCAGCUUAUGUACUAAGCACACGUCGGGGUUGGGCGGCACCAGCAGCCUCCAGAGGAAAGCAUUUCAACUCACGGCAGUUUAAGAACUGGGAAGAGCACUGCUUUGGAAAGAGCAUGACUGCAUCAUGACUGCAACCAGUAGUUCUUCCCUGUCACGACUGCGGGCUGUGCAUGUAACACAUUCAGCUCCACCAGCACAUACAGGCCUUUUGCCCACUUUUCCAUUGUUAAGACCAUGGUGCUGCAGUCCUCAUUCAAGAGCUGCCUGCCACUGUCGUGCCUUCUCAGGACUCCCAGAGCUGGCUUUGGAGGUGCAGCUAGUGGGGGGCUCAUCAUCCAGUCUCUGUCUAACGAUGUUUACCAAAAUCUAGCAGUGGAAGACUGGAUCCAUGACCACAUGAAUUUGGAGAACCGGCAAGUCCUUUUCCUGUGGAGAAAUUCUCCAGCUGUGGUAAUAGGAAGACACCAGAAUCCCUGGCAGGAGUGCAACCUUCAGCUGAUGAGGCAAAAGAACAUAAAGCUAGCCCGGAGGAGGAGCGGGGGUGGGACGGUAUACCAUGACUUAGGCAAUAUCAAUUUGACUUUCUUUACAACCAGGAAAAAAUAUGAGCGAAUGGAAAACUUGAAACUAGUUGUGAAGGCACUGAAAGCCUUGCGGCCACAGUUAAAUAUCCAUGUCACCGACAGGUAUGACAUCUUGCUAGAUGGGCAGUACAAAAUCUCAGGUACAGCUGCAAAGCUGGGGCGGACAACUGCUUAUCACCACUGUACCUUACUCUGUAAUGCCAAUAAAUGUGUUUUAUCUUCUGUACUGAAGAGUCCUUAUAAAGGACUGAAAAGUAAUGCCACUCCCAGCGUGCCUGCCUCAGUGAAAAACCUCUUUGAAGAGGAUCCUAGCUUAACUUGUGAGAUGCUGCUGGAUGCCAUCACUGAAGAAUAUGCCACACAGCACAGAAUAGAUCAUCACAUCACCUUAAUAAAUCCAACUGAUGAGACUGUGCUUCCUGGAAUCAAUGAUAAAUCUAAAGAACUACAAACCUGGGAAUGGGUAUAUGGAAAGACACCGAAGUUCAGUGUUAGCACGUGUUUUAACAUGAUCUAUAAAGAUUCUGUUCUUAAUGUUAAAGUGCACAUGGAUGUAAAGCACGGAAGAAUUGAAGCCUGUGACAUUGAUCUGCCGCAGCAGUGGCUUCCACCAGCACUGUGCAGUGAGCUGGUGAAGAGCCUUACAGGCAGUAAGUUUUGCCCAAACGAAACCACUGCACUGUCAAGCACAUUGCUGAGAAUAUGUCCACAAGACUAUGAGUUGCACAGCAAGUGGAAUCUGUUAUGUGAGAAUAUGACAAUGUUAAUGUGAUUUGUGUUGUGAAAUUGUCAGAUAAACUUCUGCUUUUUUAGGUUAUUUAUUAAAAACAAAAUUAAAAGAUUGAUUUCUGUAAGCUUCUUUUCCUAUCUGUUCGCCAUUAAGCUUUUUAAUGUUGUGCUUUUGUUUAGUAUUACCUGCUUGCAACUAGAUUUCACUCUGCCUGCACCUGAGGUCAAGCUGCAGAAUACAGUAAGCCCCUGUAACAGGUAGCAUCCCUUCAUUGCUCCAUGCUGACAGACAUCAUCACUGCUUGAAACAAUAUUCUGCAGGCCUCCCCCCUUGCAUCUUUAGGAAAGAAGGUACAAAUGGCAGAUGGAGAUUAGAUGGGAUAGAUGGAAAACUGCUGCUGUGCUGCUGCACUUAAUUCUUAGCCUGUAUCUCAUUCCCUGCAGAUAGAAACUCAAAGACCAUUCCUCAGCCCCUGAGCUGUGUAGAAAGGAAUGUCCCCCUUGUUUCUGGUUGGAAAUCCUGUCCUGCAGUGCUGGUGAUCCUCUUCUCAUAUUUACAAGGGUGUUAGUAAGCUGCACUCGCAGCUGUCUCGCAGUUCCACACUGGAUUGGGGGUUUGCACAUGAAUGUGCAGAAGAG
Phasianus colchicus (ring-necked pheasant) is the source of this 2760-nucleotide messenger RNA. RefSeq names its product lipoyltransferase 1 (gene LIPT1). Gene Ontology annotation, biological process: protein lipoylation. The record is from RefSeq and is a predicted model, not a curated record. Gene Ontology annotation, molecular function: lipoyltransferase activity. NCBI's taxonomy places the organism in Eukaryota, Metazoa, Chordata, Aves, Galliformes, Phasianidae. Gene Ontology annotation, cellular component: cytoplasm; mitochondrion.